This is a messenger RNA of Guillardia theta CCMP2712, 594 nucleotides long. RefSeq lists its product as hypothetical. The record is from RefSeq and is a predicted model, not a curated record. Lineage: Eukaryota; Cryptophyceae; Pyrenomonadales; Geminigeraceae. The transcript has a single exon. Bases 1 to 594 code for a protein of 197 amino acids.
AUGACCGAGUGCCUAAGGCUCCAGGUCCUACCCGACGUCGAUUACAUUGAGGAUGACUACGAUGAGGAUCAAAACGACUACUCAACCAACGAAGGAUAUCACGCGUUCGACACACAGGCCAACCUGGGGGUCAACAACAAAGUCAUAGAGCUCCUCACAAACCCCCAGCUCUGUAGGGAGAAGAUGCUUAAGAUCCUGAAGACGCUGAAGAAGGAGAGCUUGAAGAAUUUCGCUGGCUUGUCCUGUAUGCCUCUCAAUGAUGUCGUAGUGGACGAAUACGGAGACGUCAACUGGGACCAGAACCACAAGUAUGUAGAUAGCAUGCCCUGGAAGCCCGAGCCUCCGACCAGCAUAGGCCUCUACCAUGCCUUUGAUAGGAACUUUGUGAAUGACGUGCUCGAGCACAAGCUCUUCAUUGUGGUUGACGGUGGUUUGCCCAACGCGGUAGACGAGUUCUACAACCUUAUGCUCGAUGCCGCCAAGGAGACGACCACAAAGGAUAUCUGCGAGUCAGAGGAGGUCAACUGGCUCAGGAAGGCAAGCCAGAGGGCAAGGCUCAAGAUCAUCAAGAUGGUGGCAAUGAGUUCGGCCUAG